Knipowitschia caucasica is the source of this 609-nucleotide messenger RNA. The record is from the annotation of a GenBank genome assembly. Lineage: Eukaryota; Metazoa; Chordata; Actinopteri; Gobiiformes; Gobiidae.
AUGACCUUAAACCACCACCUAAACGGUCAGGACCCACCCACGCUGGAGCAAACGCUGGAGCAGACUCUGGGGCAGACUCUAGAGCAGACGCUGGAGCAGACGCUGGAGCAGACGCUGGAGCAGACGCUGGAGCAGACGCUGGAGCAGACGCUGGAGCAGAGGCUGGAGCAGACGCUAGAGCAGACGCUGGAGCAGACGCUAGAGCAGACUCUAGAGCAGACGCUGGAGCAGACGCUAGUUCAGACGCUGGAGCAGACGCUGGAGCAGACGCUGGAGCAGAUGCUAGAGCAGACGCUAAAGCAGAUGCUGGAGCAGAGGCUGGAGCAGACGCUAGAGCAGACGCUGGAGCAGACGCUGGAGCAGACGCUGGAGCAGACGCUGGAGCAGACGCUAGAGCAGACGCUGGAGCAGACGCUGGAGCAGAUGCUAGAGCAGACGCUAAAGCAGAUGCUGGAGCAGAGGCUAGAGCAGACGCUAGAGCAGACGCUGGAGCAGACGCUGGAGCAGACGCUGGAGCAGAGGCUGGAGCAGACGCUAGAGCAGACGCUGGAGCAGACGCUGGAGCAGAUGAGAGCAGACGCUAAAGCAGAUGCUGGAGCAGAGGCUUGA